Musa acuminata AAA Group (dessert banana) is the source of this 1422-nucleotide messenger RNA. RefSeq lists its product as uncharacterized. Gene Ontology annotation, molecular function: RNA binding. The transcript is spliced from 6 exons. The record is from RefSeq and is a predicted model, not a curated record. Bases 81 to 1097 code for a protein of 338 amino acids. Lineage: Eukaryota; Viridiplantae; Streptophyta; Magnoliopsida; Zingiberales; Musaceae. Gene Ontology annotation, cellular component: nucleoplasm; chromatin. Gene Ontology annotation, biological process: regulation of gene expression.
CGCAUUGGAGCCCUCGCUCUUUCUACCCUCGUCCGAGAAACCCUAACCAGCUGAGAGACGACCCAGCGUCGACGACGGCCAUGGGAUCGAGGUCGCAGGAGCAGGACGGGGCGAGUCCAGCGAAGAUCUUUGUCGGUGGGCUUCCCAAGGACACAACCAUGGCAACAUUCGAACAACAUUUUGAAAAGUAUGGAAAGAUAGUGGAUAAAGUGAUAAUGAGAGACCGGAACACAAACAAACCAAGGGGCUUUGGAUUUAUCACCUUUGAUGACCCUUCUGUUGUUGACAAGGUUAUUGAGGACACACAUGCUAUCAAUGGGAAAACAGUUGAAAUUAAACGAACCAUUCCAAAAGGUGCUGCUCCUCUGAAGGAUUUCAAAACGAGGAAGAUAUUCGUUGGUGGGAUACCAACAAGUCUCACAGAAGAUGAAUUCAAAGACUUCUUCUCUCAGUUUGGGAAGGUGGAUGAUCAUGAAAUCAUACGUGACCAUACAACCAACCGUUCUCGAGGAUUUGGCUUUAUAGUAUUUGAAUCAGAAAAAGUUGUAGAUGAUUUGCUAGCAAAAAAAGGAAAUAUGAUUGAUCUAGCUGGUAGUCAGGUGGAGAUCAAGAAAGCUGAACCAAAGAAACCCUCCAACCCAUCAUCUGCUUUUGGUAGUGAACCUAGGGCCCGUCACUUUGGCGAUAGUUUUGGUGGAUAUGGCAGCUAUAGUGGUUAUGCAGGUGGUGCUUAUGGUCCUUCCUCUUAUAGGACUCCUGGAGGUUUUGGUCCUAGACCUGGGGGUUAUGGUGGUUAUUCAAGUGUUUCAGGUGAUUUUGAUGGUGGAUAUGGUGGUUUUGCUGGUGGCUUAGGGGAUUAUCGGACAGAAUCUUCUUUUGGUUAUUCUAGCCGUCUUGGUUCAUAUGGUGGAGGGUAUGGCGGGGGAUACGGUGGAAGUGGCUUAGGUGGUUAUGGCCGUGAAGCUGGGGGUUAUGCUGGUUCUAGCUACAGUCGUGGUUAUGAAUCACCAGGUGCAGGCUAUGGCUCAGGUGGACUCUAUGGUGGCAGGGGAAGCUAUGGUGGCGGUGCUGGGCGAUACCACCCAUAUGGAAGAUAGGAAAAGAUGCGGUGCAGGUCCCUUCUAGUCUUCGCAAUCAGGUUGCACUAGUUUGCUGGAUGUAUGAUGGUCUGGUAGACAUUCAUUUAGCACAACUUAAGUAUUCUAUAAGGAUUGAGAUCAUUCUGGCUAGUUUAUUAUGUAGAUUUCUAUAAGGCACCUGUAAACAUUUAGCAGUCUGAACUAGUACAGCCUCUAUGGGUUUGUGUACAUUGUCUGCUUUUAGAUAUAUAGUGUGCAUCAUCUGAUUAUGAGACACCUGUAACAUCUAGCAGUCCUAACUAUAGAACAACCUCUAUGAGACUAUAAUCCUGGUUUGCUUUUA